AUGGCUUCCAAACUCUCAGUUGUUCCCAUUACUGAUAUUCCUUUGUCGGGCCGACAAUUCCCAAGACCUCCUGAAAGAAUUCCUCAUUUUUCUCUUCUGUCGCUUCAUUCUUUUUCUGAGUAUCGUUGCUCUAGGCUCAAGUCAAGCUCUAGAAGAAGACUAUCAUCAACAGUUUGUAGUGCUGUUAAAGAAGAACUUAUUCAAUCUCCAAGUUCAGACUCAACCCAAGACCCCAAAACUUCCACUCCAUCUUCUAAGCUUGUUCUUGUUGUCGGUGGCAGUGGUGGUGUCG
Molecule: messenger RNA, 292 nt
Organism: Ilex paraguariensis (yerba mate)
Lineage: Eukaryota; Viridiplantae; Streptophyta; Magnoliopsida; Aquifoliales; Aquifoliaceae
Source: the annotation of a GenBank genome assembly